CACAAUUGACAGCUACAGAAACAACAACAAAAACUUUCCUGGAGUUUUUCGCAAAACUUGUUCGGAUCCCGUUAGCUAGUGAAAAAUAAUAGUUUUUCCACUCCAUGGUUGCAAAAUGUCCACGUGCGGACUGAAAAGCUGUUUCACCUGCUUUCGGCGAACGGAAAACUUUUUGUGCAUCGAGGAGAACGACAGUAACAGCGGUGAAAAUGUGGAGGAAGUUUUCGCCAAGCACUUCUGGUUUACCAGAGACGAAUACCAGAAUCGGAUCGUGUGUACCAGCUGUUGGGAAAAGAUUGACGAAUUUCACAAGUUCUACUGCGAGGUGGAGAAAGUUCACGCUCCCACCAUGUUGGCACAGAUUAAGCUGGAGCCGAGCGACGAUCCGCCGGAGGAUUCGAUGAUGAUGCUGGAGGUCGAAUGCUUGGAUGGGGGCAAAAACAAAUUCAUUUCCAUGAGCACCGAAGAAGACCCUUGCGGCAGCCAAAUGAUGGUGGCCGCAGUUUAUAAAUCGGAAGAUCAAACCUCCUCUCCGCGCUGCCCACCGGACAGUGAUGAAAACUAUGAACUGCAGAAUGAGGUGAAGCAUGAAAACGACGAGGAUCGGAGUGAUGACGAUGAGGAGGAUGAAAGUUCCGACGAAGAUUAUCAGCCUACCAAAGAGGUUAAACAGUCGGAUUCGGAAUCCGACUCGAACAUUCCGCUGGCAAAGCGUUCCGCAGUAAAACGGAGGAAAUCCAAGAAGCGACCCAUCUCGAGCAGAACGAGUGACCGAAGCGAGAGCUUUUCCUGCCAUAAAUGCGUGGAAACGGGCAUGGAUAACGGGGAAACGUUCAAGUCUUUCUACUGGAUGAAGCAACAUUUUCUGAAAGUGCACAAUGCUGCUUGUUACAUCUUUUGCUGCAAUAAAAAGUGGCCAUCCACGCGUAGCUACAAUCUUCACAUCGAUACGCAGCACAAUGUUAAACCACAAACGAAGAAAUUACGUUGCGUCGAGUGUGCCCGCUGGUUCAAGGACGAACGCAUAUUCGCCCAGCAUAUGUUCCUGGUGCACACACCAGAGGAGGCGAAACUGUUUAAGUGCACUCGCUGUCCAAAGGCGUUUGCCGUUGAGGAUCAGCUCAACAGUCACAUCAAGUGGCAUGACGAGGUUGAACAGCGGAAUCAUCACUGUCCGAUUUGCAAUCGGUACUUCCUGGGUGCCGGAAAUCUCCAAAAUCAUAACAUUAGCCACCAUAGCGAUCUAUCAGCACAAACCAAGACAGAGGGUGGAACCUCGUUGGCUCAAAACACUCCCGCCGACGAUGAAGAGCAUGACGGCGAAGAGGACAGUGAUCCGGAGUCCGUUGAGCGAAAGACGACGGCGGGCGUAGAUGAUGACCUGGAACAUCCACCCAAGCGAAAGCGUUGCGGGCCGGAGGAGAUCGAAAAGCAGGAAUCCAUUAUAAAACAGUUUGUUUCGUUCAACUGCACCCGCUGUGAGUUUGUGGGUGUUUCGUUCCAAAAGCUAAAACAGCACAAUCUGAAGGUCCAUAAGGCGACGGGAAGUAUUGUGAUAUGCUGCGAACGUCGGUUCGGUAAGAGAUUGCGACUGUACGAGCACUGUUUGCGGCACCUCAAUCCGGAUCACUUCAAGUGUGACAAGUGUGGCAAAACGUUCACCGACAGCCACGGAUUGAAGCAUCACAACUGGUGGAUUCAUACGCCCGUUUCGGAGCGACCGUUCAAGUGCGACAUUUGUGGGGACGCUUUCGUGAAAGAUUACCUACUGAAGGCACACAUGGAGAAGCACAUCGAGAAGGAACGGAAGACGCACACUUGCGAUCAGUGCGGGCGAAUCUACACGACGGGGCUGCAGCUGAAGAUGCACAUGCAGGCCCAGCAUGGUGCCCUCAGCGAUUGGGUGUGCGAUAUAUGUGCUAAGGGAUUCACCCAUCGAGCGCUGCUCGAGCAGCAUCGGCUAACGCACUCGGAGGAAGGGCUGAAGGCACUGCGGAAGCAGUGCGAGAAGUGCCACAGAUGGUUAACAAACAAUCGCAACUAUUUGCGACACAAACGACGCUGCUUCAACCCUAAUGGCCCGGUUCGGUGCGAGAUAUGUGGCCACGAAUCGGUCAACGAAACGGCACUCAAGUCACACUUUCGCCUGCAUCAUUCCAACCGGCCUAAGUAUGCGUGCAGCUUCUGUGGCAAGGAGUUCAAAAAGCAGCUGCGCUGCAAGGAACACGAAGCCAACCACACCGGUGAUGUGCUGUACAAGUGUCCAUUCUGUCCGCGAAUGUGCAACUCCAGCUCGAAUAUGUACACCCACAAGAAAACGGUACAUCCGGAACAGUGGGCGGCAGCCAUGGCUGCCAAGUUUUUUACACCGUCCGCUUGAACGAACGGUCCGAUUCCGGCUUAGGGUUUCGGUGAGUAUUGCUUUUAAACGACGUAUGAUAUAUCCGUAGAAAGUAUUGUAUGUAUAAUCUAUCACUCUAUUAUGUAAUAAAAAAUUUACUUGGAAAGCGACA
This is a messenger RNA of Wyeomyia smithii (pitcher-plant mosquito), 2513 nucleotides long. Its product is annotated as transcription factor grauzone-like. NCBI's taxonomy places the organism in Eukaryota, Metazoa, Arthropoda, Insecta, Diptera, Culicidae. Bases 116 to 2380 code for a protein of 754 amino acids. The record is from RefSeq and is a predicted model, not a curated record. Gene Ontology annotation, molecular function: zinc ion binding. The transcript has 4 exons. Gene Ontology annotation, cellular component: nucleus.